GAUGAUUGGACCAGAUUUAUGUGGCUCGCAGAAAAAGAAGCUCCACGUUAUACUUUCAUACCAGGGCCAGAAUUAUCCCAUAAAAAAGGAUCUUCAAUGUGAAACCGACAAGUUAACUCAUUUCUAUACAUUUAUUCUAAGGCCUGAUGCAACUUACAGUGUCUUGGUUGAUAAUCGAGAGAGAGAUUCUGGAAGUAUGUAUACAGAUUGGGAUAUCCUUCCUCCACAAAAAAUCAAGGAUGUUAAGGCAAAAAAGCCAAAGGACUGGGAUGAUAGAGAGUACAUUGAUGACCCAAAUGAUGUCAAACCAGAGGGAUAUGAUUCAAUUCCUGCCGAAAUUCCUGAUCCAAAGGCGAAAGAGCCUAAUGACUGGGAUGAUGAAGAGGAUGGAAUAUGGAGACCGCCAAAGAUCCCAAAUCCAGCAUAUAAAGGACCAUGGAAGCGCAAGAAAAUCAAGAACCCCAACUAUAAGGGAAAGUGGAAGACUCCAUGGAUUGAUAACCCAGAGUUUGAAGAUGAUCCUGACCUUUAUGUGCUGAAGCCAAUAAAAUAUGUGGGCAUUGAAGUUUGGCAGGUGAAGGCAGGUUCAAUUUUCGACAAUAUUUUGAUCUGUGAUGAUCCUCAGUAUGCGAAGCAAGUAGUUGAGGAAGUAUUUGCUAAUAGGGAGGCUGAGAAAGAAGCCUUUGAGGAGGCAGAGAAGGAGAGAAGAGCUCGCGAAGAAGAGGAGGCUAGAAGGGCACGAGAGGAAGGUGAAAAGAGGAAGAGAGAUAGGGAUCGCCGCUAUGGAGAUAGAAAACGCCAUAGAAGGCAUGAUCCACGGGAUUACAUGGAUGAUUACCAUGAUGAACUAUGAAGAUGGAAGAAGCUAUUUCCUUUGACGAAUUUAAGUUUGGAAAAAGGAAGAGCAUCCUACAAUGCUGGAGAGAAUUUUCCUUAGCUUGUUCCCGAGUAUGUGUCAACUGCAUUGUAUUGUUGUUGUUGUUGUAACAUUAAAAUCAAACCCUAUUGUAAUAUCCCAAAAAUUGGGUUAAUUGGAAUGUUGAACUUAUUUUCAGCUCCACCAAGUAACAUUGUAAUAACUUCACUCGAUCAGAAGUCUUGACUUUUGUCCAACAA
Messenger RNA from Morus notabilis, 1116 nucleotides. Its product is annotated as calreticulin-3. The transcript has 11 exons. The coding region runs from base 2 to 853 and encodes 283 amino acids. Gene Ontology annotation, molecular function: calcium ion binding. The record is from RefSeq and is a predicted model, not a curated record. Gene Ontology annotation, biological process: protein folding. Gene Ontology annotation, cellular component: endoplasmic reticulum membrane; endoplasmic reticulum. Lineage: Eukaryota; Viridiplantae; Streptophyta; Magnoliopsida; Rosales; Moraceae.